CACUGUCGUCGUCGAUUCAAGUGUUCGUUGCCUUUCUCGGUACUCCUCACAUCCUGCGUUCUCUCCCCUCUACCAAGCUCUCGUCUGUCUGCCCGGAAAGGUCAUCUCUUGUGUGUACGUGGCAUUGCCCAUCAAGGGGCCUUCCUGGCGGGAACCGCUGGUUGCGAGGCGCCAUGGGUGGGUGUGGACAAGGAUGUGAUGGCUGCAUGGCCUUCGAUCUUUAAUAGCUCCGGGGACUUCUUCAGGCCCCCCUGCCACCGCCUGUCUGUGAGCACUCACUGCUGGCCAGUCACACCGGCACAUCAGGCCAAGCCGAAUGGGACCUCGUUUUGUGGACAAACCCCGUCCCGUCAACGUUGGCCGACGUUUUGUUGUUCGGAAACACCCCUGGGAAUGGCAGCACGCUCUCACAGAGAUCACCCUAGCACCCUGGCACAGACUCAAACGAUGCCCAUUCGUAGUGUAUCCGUAUUGGCGCUUGUGCUGUUUAUUACCCGUUGCCAUUUGCUGGGUGUUCGGAUUUCCUGCUUCAAUGGCGACAUGUGUCGCAGCGCAAUACCGCCGCAGCGUCUGGGGUAA
Messenger RNA from Colletotrichum lupini, 579 nucleotides. RefSeq lists its product as uncharacterized. The annotation marks the transcript as partial. The transcript has a single exon. NCBI's taxonomy places the organism in Eukaryota, Fungi, Ascomycota, Sordariomycetes, Glomerellales, Glomerellaceae. The record is from RefSeq and is a predicted model, not a curated record.